AUGUUUCCUUGUAUCAGAAAUGAGUCGAAUCGGUGGCAGCACAACUUUACGCAAAAUUUUCUGGAAUAUAAAGCUGAGCUAAGUCAAAAAGCAUUCAACUUUAUUUUUACCGAUGGUUCGAAAACCAAAUUUUCAACCUCAUUUGCAGUAGUCUCUGAAAACCUUGAUGUUUUAAGAAAAGGUAUCCUGCCUAAUCAUUGCUCCAUCUACACCAGUGAAAUCUUUGCUAUCUAUCAAGCCGCCUUAAUUGCAUCGAAAACCAAGGGCAAUUUCUGCAUUUGUACUGACAGUCGGUCUGCCAUUGAUGCCCUCUGGAAAUUCAAAAAGGACAGCGUUCUAGUAACCCACACCAGGGAUUUGCUAAUUAAACACAAAAACAAAAUUAAAUUGAUGUGGAUUCCUGGCCAUUGUGGCAUCCAAGGCAAUGAACUAGCUGACUCUGUUGCGAAGAGUCUUCAUAAUGACCCAGUUAUCUGUUUUGACAAUUUUGAAAAGGCCGAUUUGUCGAGACAUGUACGGCAGUAUAUUAACAAUAAAUCCUUACUAAAGUGGAAAGAAUAUGUUCACCAUUAUGCAGAUAUUAAUCCAACAAAAAUUAGGCCUACUUUUCCUUCCGAUGCUAAACAGUCAGACAUUCUCGUUUUCACAAGACUUCGUUUGGGCCACACGCAGAUCACUCACACACAUCUUCUUAGUCAUGGAGUAUCAUUAUGCAACGUUUGCGGGGCAAUGAGCACAUCGGUGAAGCAUAUCUUGGACAUCUGCCCUCGUUUUUCUAUUCAAAGGCAACGGAUUUUUGGCUUGACUGUUCCAUCACAACUUCUUUCCGACACUGCAGCACUUAACAUAAGAAAGAUAUCUAGUUUUAUAGCCUCAUGCAACCUAUCUCAUUUAAUUUAG
Messenger RNA from Bactrocera tryoni, 900 nucleotides. RefSeq lists its product as uncharacterized. Gene Ontology annotation, molecular function: RNA-DNA hybrid ribonuclease activity; nucleic acid binding. The coding region runs from base 1 to 900 and encodes 299 amino acids. Gene Ontology annotation, biological process: DNA replication, removal of RNA primer. The record is from RefSeq and is a predicted model, not a curated record. The transcript has 2 exons. Lineage: Eukaryota; Metazoa; Arthropoda; Insecta; Diptera; Tephritidae.